AUGAGUAUACCUCCUCCUACUUUAAAUUUAGUGUAAAAAUCUAGAAGUUAAAAUUAAAUUGACUAAAAUGGUAUGAAUUAGGCAAACGUUUAUAACUGCAUUUUCUGUGAGGAAGAAUAUGUUGAGAGUGGAGAGAGUUAGGAGAUAGAUAAGGAAUUCAGUUAGAUAGAAGGUAUUGAUGGAAUAGAUUUAAAAGACUAUAGGCUCUGCCAUGACUGCGUUUAGAAGAAAAUUCAAGAGUUAUAAAAUUCGCUUAGCAACAACGUUUAGGAAAUAGGGAGGCUUCAAGAAUAAGAGCUUUACAUCAAUGAGCUUGUUGGAUAAUCAUAAAGUAAAUUUACCUAGGAAGAUUUCAAACUUCUAGGUGAGAGAGAAUAAGAUUUAAACUUGAAAAUUAAAAUUUCUGAAGUAGAAAAAGAAAAAUUACGCGUCUAAGUAGUAAAAUUGUAAGACGAAUAUUGCAAAGUGUUAAAAGAAGAGAAUAUGCUAGACGAUGAAAUUUUAUAGCUCGAAAAGGAAAUUUUAGACCUCAAUGAGUAAAAAUAAAUGCAAUAAAAAGAACUCCUACAAGUGAAUCAAUAAAUUAAGUCUUUAGAAAACUAAGACUUUUUGAGAGAUUAAUUCAGAAUUGACUGUAAUAAAAUUAUGAUAAAUGGCUUCACUCUAACUCUACCAACAAAAGAUAAUUACACCGAAUUCAACUAAGGAAUGGGACAACUCUGCUUACUCUUUGAAUUUUUGAAGGGUUAAACAGAAUAUGCUUAUUAAAAUAUUAAAUUAUUUGAAUGCAAUGGUGCUGUUUCUAAAGUAAAAAGAUCAUUAGAUAUGAGUCUAGAUUUAUACUGUAAAUUGUCUGACCAAGAUACUCCUCAUAGCAAGGGUAGUAGUUAGCGUUUUCAUAUUCCAUUUGAGGGGCUGAGAGAAUUUUCUGCAGAAUUAAUACUUUUUUUUGAGUUUAUAUUCUCAAAAUACUCAAAAAAUAUGAAAAAAGAAAACUUAGAAAAAAUCAGAAAAGAUGAUUUCGAUAGAAGUAUUGGAGAAUUAUAAAAUAAAAAAUAAAUAAAAGAAAAUUGGGAUUUAUAUUUUUCUUAAAUAUUACAUCAUUUCGAUUGUAUUUUAGAUGCAUGUUAGCAAUUUAUUUGA
Molecule: messenger RNA, 1143 nt
Organism: Tetrahymena thermophila SB210
Lineage: Eukaryota; Ciliophora; Oligohymenophorea; Hymenostomatida; Tetrahymenidae
Product: autophagy protein Apg6
Exons: 4
Source: RefSeq, a predicted model, not a curated record